Messenger RNA from Aphanomyces astaci, 2405 nucleotides. RefSeq lists its product as hypothetical. Lineage: Eukaryota; Oomycota; Saprolegniomycetes; Saprolegniales; Verrucalvaceae. The transcript is spliced from 6 exons. Gene Ontology annotation, biological process: GPI anchor biosynthetic process. Bases 54 to 1715 code for a protein of 553 amino acids. Gene Ontology annotation, molecular function: catalytic activity. Gene Ontology annotation, cellular component: endoplasmic reticulum. The record is from RefSeq and is a predicted model, not a curated record.
AAGUUUAGCUCCACCGGCAUUCGAUUUUGCGCCAAGAAUAAGCAGGGGAGGACAUGUCGUCGGAGCUGCCCUGGAACCGGUUGGUGGGGAUGCUCGCGGCGCACACGGCGACUGGUGUCGUGUUUUGGGCGUUGAUCGACCAACUUCCGCGAGACGUGUAUUGGUUCUGCCUCCAAGAAAUGAACUUGUCGUCCAAGCUCGCGUUCCUCGGGUUGCUCUUCCUUCUACCUCUCAUUCUCGUGAACCACAAGCUCCGCCUCGCUGCAGCGCAGUACGGCAGUGUCCUAGAUGCCAUGGGCCUCCUCUGCCUCUUUGUUCGCUUUCACAUUGACACGACCUUUCACCUCGUGAUGUGCUGCAUCGGUCUUGUCCUUGUCACCGCCGCCAGGUUGUCCUUGUGGUCUUUUGCACGUCACUUGAAGGCACUUUCGUCCGACGGAUCGGUCACUGCAGCGACGUUGUCGGUCACUGGCCUCAUGCUCGCCAACUUCGUCACGUUAGCACUGCGCUGGGGCAACAAGUCGCUCAACCCCGUUGUCCCGGGCCUAGCCGACGCCCUCGUCACGGUGGUCGUGUGCCAGCUGCCAGUAGCGCUGGCAUGUGUCUACCUGUUCUACUACCGCCCUCACCCCCUUCUCGCCUCGCCCGUGUCGACGCGGCAUGCUUGGUGGCGCUCCGUCGGCUCCAUCACAAGCAUUCCGUUGGUCGUGUUCGUGACUCAAUGGGUAUUUGGCGCCCCCACUGCCGUUUCAAGGUGGCUCGGUGUGUCCACCGAGUAUAGUUGGCUCGUGCUAUUAGCAUACUCGACAGGCGCAGUAGUUCCCCAAGUGCUCCCGCGAUUCGUCAUGUCAAUUGUGUGGACCACAGGCCUUUUGUGCUUUUGCUCGACAGCUAAAGUGGAUGUCCAACUUGUGGGCUCGGCGUGCAUGGCUAUGGCGUUGCCAUCGCUUUGGAUCGACCUCGUGCCCCCUAUCGGCUACGCCCCAUUAGCGUCGAACGUAUCGGCCACGCAACUGGUAUCGGCGACUGUCAUGUCUGGGAGCGUACUACCAAAUGACAAGUCCACGCCUUCCCCGCACACCGGACGGGCCCAUUCCGCCGACUCGUUGCAGACCCAUGCCAGUCCAUCGUCGGGGUCAAUGUCCACUGGCCUCUGCGUCACGACUUGUCUGGGCACGCUGGCGUACAUUUUGCUCACGGCGCUUACAAUCAUCUUAACGUGCUACGACUACCUUCCCGACGAAUUGCGGUUCCUACGAGGCCAACGGUACCCCCUCCUGCUCGCAGUGGGGUUGCUGCUCAGUGCAGCUAACGCCUUGACACUGAUUCGGUCUCGACACCGCCGCCACUGUCGCUUCGUGCGCUGGACGUCCAUGCACGCAUUGAGAGCGGUCGUGGUCACAGGGCUACUCGUUGGGGUGCUGUGUCCCGUCGCCAUUGUCCGCCUGGUCAUAAACCACUCCUCGGGGCAAGUCUCUCCCUCCAACACGCUGCUGGGCGUGCCGUCGGACUUUCGAGUGUUUAGCUUCAACGUGUACCAAGGGUUUAACCGCGCCGGGCUGACCAACUUCCAACCGAUUCUCACCGCGAUCCAAGAUUACGAGCCCCAUAUGGUGGCGUUGCAGGUACGGUACGUUCUUGAAAUGAUACAUCAUGGUGAGGUGGGGCAUAGGAGUCGGACACGAUGCAAGCGGGCAGUGGGGCCAUCGACAUGACGGAUUUCCUCGCGCAGGAGCUUGGCAUGUACAGCUACGCCCACCCCCGGACCGUCGAGGACUCGUUCGGGUGCACGUUUCUGUCUGUGUUUCCGAUUGUCGAAGCCCAAAGUACUGGCGUGAUAUUGCCGUCGCCUCGCGGAGAAAAUGCAUGCAUGCAGGUACAGUCGACAUGGCCAUUGAGUUCUAUUCAAAGAAUGCCAAACGCUAGAUGGUGGCUGUCGACGUCCAUGGCACGGCGGUGACGGUGGUGAAUGUCCACCUAGGCAACGACGGCAUGUCUGAAAAGCAGACGCAGCUGGACGUUGUAGCGCGCACGAUCCUUAGUCGACCCAUAAAUGGGCCGUUGUUGGUCGUGGGGGACUUCAACACUCGGAACAACACGGCGCAGUACCGUUCGUUUGUACAGAACGCCGGACAUGUGCGAGACGCGGGGUCGGCGGCCAACUGCCGGCAAUCAUUCAACGACACGAGCGUUCCCAUCGAGUACAUGUUCUACAGCAACGUCACGUGCGUUCAGUUUGACUACCCACACACAUAUCCCCAAGACGAGACGGCCGACUCCUUCCCGCGUAUCGGACACUUCACCCUCCCAUAAUCCAAACAUACAACCGUUUAUUUGCACAUGGGUUGACAUCGUCCGAUAUAGUGUAAUCGACACAGUAACGUUACUAAGUAUUAAUACCAUGG